Messenger RNA from Drosophila navojoa, 2177 nucleotides. RefSeq lists its product as uncharacterized. Lineage: Eukaryota; Metazoa; Arthropoda; Insecta; Diptera; Drosophilidae. The record is from RefSeq and is a predicted model, not a curated record.
GUUCGAGUACUGCCAAACACUUCAACUCAGCACAAAUUUCGACUGACAAAGGAUUCGUAUUUUUUUGGUUUUUUCAGGCUAAAACUCAAUAGCAAAAUUCUUUGGAAGCAUCGCAUGUGACCAUGUCAAAUCCGCACUGUAAAACGCCCAGCGGACAGUCGACACAAAAUGACUUAGUGAAUACGCCAGAGCAUUUAUAUCCCGGAUACUGUGGACAACCGCGUAAAUAUGAUCCCCGGGAAUUUGGUUUGACCGGCAACGAGGAAUGGCGUAAUCCGCGCAUGUUUCGCAACAUGACAUAUGAAACUGACGCUGAGGCACUGAAUGCGAUGCGGAUGGCCCAGCCGCGUAGACCCAUGUAUCGUCCAACCGAAACUUCCAUUGUGAACAAUUUGACAGAGGAAUGUUUGGCUGAUGUGUCGGCGCCGCCGUUCGAAUUGAGCAUGCCAUCGCCAAUGUCUGGCUCGUGUGGAGAAUACCUGGCUAAUGUAUCACCGCCACAAUUGUGUACCACGGCUGACUCGAGUGUGAGUGAAAAAGAUAGCAAUAACUGUACGGAUAGCGUACAGCAGAGGGUUGUGCAUGAUUUUAGCCAGCUGAGCGCUUGCAACUAUGAUCUAUUGCCAUCAGGGAAUUGCCGAGAUCCAGAUCAAUAUUCAAUGCCCGAUCAAAAGUUCGACACAUGCAGCACAGAAAAGAAUAAUAAUAUCUUGACUACCACGGUGCGCACAAUUACGACGCAUCGGGAUCAAUCCGGAAAGGUGACAAGUCGCGUUGAGGAGACGAGCACGGUAUCCAAUGAUCAAGGGGCUAAUUUGGAUAACACCCCUGUGUGCUGUCCAGGCCAGGGUCCGGCCGCCGGACGACAUCUUCAAUUCUGCAAUAUGCCAGAUCAGAGCGAGAAUUUAGCAGACAUCUCAAUGCCCCCAUUCUAUGACAAUAACCACCCAGCGAUGAGCACACGUAUGGCUCAGAGGUCGAUGGACCAAAGUGCUUGCCUCGAAAAUAUAAGUGCGCCCUCCUUCGCUGACAGCAACCUGGCUGACGUAUCCAUGCCGAGUGGCAUUUGUGGUGCGAAUGGUGAUUCGAUUCGGCAGCCAACGCAAUAUACCAAUGAAUGCUUGAACAGUGUCUCGAUGCCUAGCUAUAUGGGAUCUUCUGGUGCAUCGCGACGACAAGUUACCCAUGAUCGCUUGGAAGAUAUAACGAUGCCUUCAUUUGGCAACAUGUCCAGAGUAUCGAAUAGGCAAGCAAGCUAUAUGACUGGGGAAUGCCUGAACGACGUCAGUGCUCCGUCGUUUGGGUCAAGUCCUGCUCGCAGUGGAGUGUAUCGCAGCCAACCAAGAUCGAUGCUAGCACAGAGUAAUUUAAACUCAACAGUUCUGGACGACAUCAGCAUGCCGUCCUUCGAGGGGGCAUCGGGUGCUACGGCUAGAUCAAUGCAGCAUCGUUCGAUGAAAUCGCAGAAUAUCUGUGACACAUCGGCUCCAUCGUACGUAUCGUAUGGACAGGGUCCGAGCUCUGGUGAAUGCUUGGAGAACAUAUCAAUGCCAAUGUAUGGCUACAGUGGACGAGCACAAAUGACAAACGAAUGUUUGGAGGAAGUCACCAUGCCAUCGUUUGAAUGUUCCACAAAUAAUCAGUUCAUUGAAGAUAUCAGUGUACCGACAUUUGGUGGAGUAUCGUGUGCGUCCCAAGCGCGAACUCCGACACGUCAACAAUAUUCGAUGCCUGCGCAAUCGACCUGCUGCUCAAUGGAUCAACAAGAGUAUUUAGAUCAAGUAACUAUGCCGUCCUUUGGAAACUCAACACGAGGACCGAUGCCCAGUGAGUGUUUGACAGAUAUCAGCAUGCCUUCGUUUGGCGGAAUAUCCGGUGCAUCGAGAGGUGGAAUACCGUCGCCUCAACAGCGCUCGAUGGCAGCCCAGAAUAUCUGUAAUAUCUCAGGUCCAAUAUAUGAAAGUAGCCGAGUGGGACAGAUGACUAACGAAUGCUUAGAUGAUGUCACCCAGCCCUCCUAUGGAAACAGUGGUAGAGAGGUGUCUUAUAGCCAGUUUAUAGAGGAAAUGAGUAUGCCGUCGUUUGGUGGAGUGUCAGGAGCUUCAAGACCCAGGACUCCGACACGACAGCAGCAAUCGAUGCCUUCUCAAAAUAUCUGUGAUGUAUCAGCACCGUCC